AUGUUCGGGGGAAAAAAUUCUAACAAGCAGCGAAAGCGGGCAACGCCCCCCAGCACUACGUCUCAAGGUGCCGACGGUGCAAGCUCAUCCACUGGUCUCAUAUAUUCAUCAACGAACAAUACGCGCGCGGCCAACCGUCCAGCUCCUCAACCGCGUAGGAAGGCGUCGAACGUUCUCCUCGCCGCAUUAGGAAAAAAACCUGUGGAGACGAGCCGCAAGCGCGACCGCACCUCCUCUCCUGAGCUUUCGGGCUCGGAGUACGGCGCGUCCGAUGCUGAUGGCAAGGCGUUGAGUCGGUCAAGAAGCUCUCUCGCCGCUAGCGGACGGUCGUCUCCCGAUGGAUCUGAGUCAGACGGCUCUCGGAUGUCGACUUCUUCGUGGCACAAGCAAGUGCGCACAGCCAUGACCGUAUCGGCCACUCGCGUCAAAGCCACGGUCAGGCGCAACGUCGUCUCAGUCUUGCGGCAUGUGUCUCCGUCAUCCAGCCGCAACAACUCGCCACCGCCGCCACCAUCCACACGGCCUUCGUCGCGAGCAUCCUCCGAGGCUCCACCGCCUCGCUCUACAAGCCCGUCCGAGUUUGAGCAGCCUACCGAGGCGACACCGUUCACAACAUCAUUCCCCCCGGCCCCUUCGGCAGCGUCGGCCCUAUCAGGCAUCCCGCUCGACGAUGGUGACCCGAAUUUCGUAGACAUGGACCAGGAGGUGCCCGCGGGCGCUCGUGUCGAUCCAGCUGAUGCAGAUCGCCCAAGAUCGCCCAAACGGGCUCGUGCCAAGCCAUAUCGUGAUCCUAUCUUGCAUUUCGCGGUGCCUCACAAUCAAGACAUACUGCUCCGCGAGCUCACGCGCCAUGAAGGCCUCAAAGAUCUACCGGUCAAGGAAAACGGCUAUCCUGUCUGCGCUGGAUGCAAGGCUGCCGACGGCGAGAUCUACUGUAGGUCAUGCCGCAAGCGCGGCUUGCUCUGUAAGCAAUGCGCUUGUAAAGAGCAUGCAGCACAUCCGCUCCACCGCGUCCGCAUCUGGAACUCGAAGUUCAUGGCCCCGUACUCCCUCCAGCAGGCUGGCCUUGUCACCGAACUCGGUCAUGACGGCGAUCCGUGUCCACACAAGAAACCGCCGGCCGAGAUCACCGUCAUACACACCAACGGCGUGCACCGCGUCACGUACCGCGAGUGCGAAUGCAUGACCAUCGGUGGGAGUACAGUGCAUGUUCAACUCAUGCGCGCCGGCUGGAUGCCGACAUCUAUGCUCUUCCCGCGAGUUGCUGUCACUCUGGAGGCUCUGGAAGCGUUCCAUGCGCUCUCGCUUCAGGGCAAAGUCAACGCGUACGACUACUAUAACGGUCUCGUUCGUCUCAGUGAUGGCGGGGGUGUCGUUAAGAUCAAGACUUGUUAUAAAGCUUGGGUGCGAGGCACGCGCAUGUACAGGCAUCUCCGCCGGUACAAGCGCGCGGGGCGUGCACAGGACCCGCUGGGAGUGGCGAACACGCAGCCUGGGGAGUUGGUCAGCGAGUGUCCGGCGUGCCCGAUGGAGAAAAACUUACCCAAGGGCUGGGAGGAUGCGCCGGAGGGCAUGAAAUACCUAUAUGCUCUGCUACUUGCUAUCGACGCGAACUUCAAGUUGAAGCUCAAGGACAAGAAGGCGACCAACGUGCCGUUGUCAGACGGCAAGGGUUUCUUUCCUCCCGACCAGAAGUAUAAGGAGCACCUGGCGGAACAUGGCGUGAAGCAGCUCGAGGAACGGCAUUGUACGUCGGAGCAUAAUGCUCUACGCCACGCCAACUUAACGUCGAAGCGCUGGGUGGUGAAUGGCGUCGGCGCUUGCAUCUGCGCGCGCCAUCUAUUGUAUCGCAAGCACGGAGUCGUGGAUAUACCUGGUGGGGAGAAGUUUGCGUGCAUGGACCACUGCGUAUUCGCAAGUCUCGGUCUCACGGCGAAGCUCAUCAAGCGCCUCGUGCUAUCGUAUGACAUCGUCUGUUCCUGGUCCGUCAACUUCUUCGAGCGCCUGGAGGAGAUCUACGGCGACCUUUACGAGCUCCCGGAUGAUGCCGAGGUCAUCUUUGUCAUCCCGAAGUUUCACAUCGAGGCGCACGGCGACGACUGCAAGUGCGCCUUCAACCUCAACUUCACUCUCGGGGCCGCGCGGACUUGCGGCGAAGGUGUUGAGGCCGGCUGGGCUGACAUGAAUCUUAUCGGUGUCUUCACGCGCGAGAUGAGCCCGGCGCACCGCCAUGAAGUCAUCGAGGACUUUAUGCAGGCCAUCAACUUUAGGAAGAUCAAAAAUAUGUCAACAUCGUUCGCAAAGCAAUUGGAGGAGGCUGUCAAGUUGAAGGAGAAGCAGACCACCGCUUUCCAGAAGCAUGAACAGACGCUCGAUCCGGCUGUCGUUGAGAAGUGGAAGGAGGAUAUACGGGUCUGGGACGAGCUACCGGUCAAGAAAGGAGGCGACAGCCCCUACCGGGAACCGAUAUCAUCGCAAUCUCUUAAAGAAGUCAAGAACAAGCUGAAGGAUGAAGAAGACGCCGAACUCGACAAGGCCGUGCCGCUUAAUGCCAUGACGGCCGCGACGUACAUAUCCGCUGUCAUUGCCCUCGAGGAUCAAAAGGACACUGUGACCAAGAUCGCGAAGAAAAAGAACCUCUCGCUACAGGACUCCACUUCGUCUGAGGUUCGCGAGACUCAAUUAUUCCAGCGUAUGCAGGCGUUGGAGUCGGUGCAGCAUAGUUAUAUCAUUAGCAUCGGCGAGGACUUUCGCACCCGCGUAACAGACGAAAUUGACGCCGAGCUUGCCCGCGCGGCUUCCCGCGCGGAUCAGCUCCGAGAAGAAGGUCAUCAAGGACCCCUACCUCCCGACGCUCUUCCUCCCCCAACCUAUCCCGAACCGCUCGAGUCCUUGCCCCGUGCAACGAAGCGUGGAGGCGCUCGGGCGAAACACGCCGCCGCGCUCUCAGCAACAUUAUGGUUGCCGUCCAAUUUGCCGCCCAAAAUGCGCGAGCGUCAGCUCUUCUCCGACCUCGCCACGAAAGAGAUCAGGCUACGCAUUGCCCUCUGCACGGACGCGCUAUACAACUUGAGGCGGGCGCUUCGAACUCGACAUGCCGCUUACCUGCAACACACAAAGGGCGGGCGGGCGCAUGUCUCUCAGAAGCGUGCCACUCGUCAGCAAACGUCGCGCUCCUCCCUCGCGAGCGCGAUCAAGCGUCAAGGGGACCGCUAUCGUCGUUCGCACGCAGCGUUGAUGGCCCUCGACCCGCAUGGGCAGUAUGAAGGCGGCAAGUGGAAGCAAAUACUGCGACCACUUGCUGUGAGUGAUCAGACAGCCCCACACGAGGAUGAGGGCGAGCAUCCAGAAGACGACGACGUCGAGGGCGAGGGCCCAGCACCGACCAACGCGUCCACUGUGCGACGCGGUCGUGGUCGCGGCGGGAAACAGAGUGAGGGACGCCGGGAGCUGUCGUGGAUCUGGCAGGUUGGGCGCUACGACUCACGACAGAAAUUGGCGGAAACGGACGAGGCGGCUAAAGAGGAGAUGGAGAAAUAUGAGCGAGUGGACUGGGCGCGUUUACGCGCUCGAUCUCUCCGAUGGUCUGAGCAGGUUGGACUGCUGUGCGAGGAAAUGAGGCGCGUGGUCACGACGCAUAUGAAGACCGCCGACGAGUGGGUCGCACGCGCCGAGGCCGCUGCGAGCGACUCGAAUCUUGCGCGUUCGCCUGACAUCGUGCGAGGUCUCGUUGCUCAUGCGUACCGUCAAGCGAACGUCUACGAGACCCUAGCGAACGGCUGCAUCGACAAGUGGGUGCCGUUGAUCCGGAAGCAUGGUCUCACCGUCGCCUGGCCUGCUUCACUCGCCACCCGCGUCGCGGUAGCCGCUCAGGCCGCGCCCGCACCACCCCGAGUUCCGAAAGAGAAGGGCAAUGCAGGAAUACCCCGCGAAGAACCCGAUCUCGAGGAUCCUGAAGACGACGAGGAAGAGAAUGAGAGUAACCCAAGCGAGGACGAGGGCCUCGCCGCGAUCGACGAGGAGCUUGCUGACGACCCCACGGAUGAUUUUGCGGCAGUGACGGAUAUCGAAAGUGAUGUAGAUUGA
Molecule: messenger RNA, 4086 nt
Organism: Peniophora sp. CBMAI 1063
Lineage: Eukaryota; Fungi; Basidiomycota; Agaricomycetes; Russulales; Peniophoraceae
Source: the annotation of a GenBank genome assembly